Molecule: messenger RNA, 2681 nt
Organism: Bactrocera neohumeralis
Lineage: Eukaryota; Metazoa; Arthropoda; Insecta; Diptera; Tephritidae
Gene: UGP
Product: UTP--glucose-1-phosphate uridylyltransferase
Exons: 10
Coding region: 431-1969 (512 amino acids)
Biological process (GO): UDP-alpha-D-glucose metabolic process; glycogen metabolic process
Cellular component (GO): cytoplasm
Molecular function (GO): UTP:glucose-1-phosphate uridylyltransferase activity
Source: RefSeq, a predicted model, not a curated record
AUUGCACAGUCUCGUCGCGAUCGUUCAUCAAAGCGUUUGCCACCCAAAAGUUGACGCACUCAACGCUUAACGCUUAACAAUAAUUAUUAAUCAUAAAAAAUAAUAAAUAAAUGUGUUGUGGCAAUUAAAAAUACAUUUUGUUAUUGACAACUACUUCCACGUUUAGGCCUAAACACACAUAUACGCACAUGUGUUAUCUUUUUAAAAUAGAAAAAUUAAAGUAAUUAUAAACUUCAGUAAUUUGAAUGAGCGAAUAAAUGCGCACACGAAAUUCUGAAUAAGUUUAAAACACACCAGUGUUGGCUUCAACAAACAAGUGAAUUUUGUAAAAAAGAAAUAUUGGACAACAUUUUACAUAAAAUAACUUUCAAAAUUUAAUAAACAAGCAUACUCAAAACAAAUACAAUAAAAAACAUUAAAAACAAACACAAUGAACGCCAUCGAUAUUCUUUUGGAUCGUGUUCGUGGCCAUCAAAGAGCGCCAUCCGAUUCCAAGGAAUUCCACGAAGUCACCAAACGGGAUGCACUAAAAUCACUCGAAAAUGACUUGAAACGCUUACAGGAAUCUGCGCCGGCAGAGAAACGCCCGGAACUGCAGAAGGAAAUGGCACGCUUCGCCGACUUAUUCGGACGUUUCUUGCAAGAAGUGGGUCCCUCCAUUGACUGGGAUAAAAUUCAAAAACUGCCAGCAAACGCUGUCAUGGAUUACUCCAAACUCAAUACGCCCAAAAAUGAACAGAUACGCACAAUGUUAGACAAAUUGGUUGUGGUCAAGCUGAAUGGUGGUCUCGGCACUUCUAUGGGUUGCCACGGUCCCAAAAGUGUAAUUCCCGUGCGCUCCGAUCUAACUUUCCUCGAUUUAACUGUGCAACAAAUUGAACAUUUGAAUAAGACCUACGAUGCCAACGUGCCAUUAGUGUUGAUGAACUCCUUCAACACCGAUGAAGAUACGCAGAAAAUCAUACGCAAAUAUACCGGCUUCCGUGUACAGAUUCACACAUUCAAUCAGAGCUGUUUCCCGCGCAUUAGCCGUGAAUCGUUUUUGCCCGUUGCCAAGGACUUUGAUGUGGAGAAGGAUAUAGAUGCCUGGUAUCCACCUGGUCACGGUGAUUUCUACGAUACUUUCCGCAACUCUGGUCUGCUCAAGAAGUUCAUCGACGAAGGUCGUGAAUAUUGUUUCCUUUCGAAUAUUGACAAUUUGGGCGCUACAGUCGAUUUGGCCAUACUCAAUAAAUUGGUGGGUGAGGAACGUUCUCCCGAGGCAGUGGAAUUUGUAAUGGAGGUUACUGACAAAACACGCGCUGACGUUAAGGGUGGUACUCUCAUUAAUUUUGAGAACAAACUGCGACUGCUGGAAAUUGCACAAGUGCCUGCAGAGCAUGUUGAUGACUUCAAAUCCGUGAAAACAUUCAAAUUUUUCAAUACCAACAAUAUCUGGGCUAAAUUGGAUGCUAUCGACCGUGUGCUCCGCGAACGUACACUCAACAUGGAGAUCAUUGUUAACAACAAAACAAUGGAGAAUGGUGUGCGUGUUGUGCAAUUGGAGACCGCUGUUGGUGCUGCUAUGAAAUGCUUUGACGGUGCUAUCGGUAUUAAUGUGCCACGCUCACGUUUCUUGCCAGUGAAAAAGACCUCCGAUUUACUGUUAGUCAUGUCGAAUUUGUAUCAUCUGAAAAACGGUAGUCUUGUUAUGUCACCACAGCGUAUGUUCCCCACCACACCGCUGGUGAAAUUGGGUGACAAACAAUUCUCGAAAGUGAAAGAGUUCCUCGGCCGUUUCGCCAAUAUACCAGAUAUCAUUGAGCUUGAUCACUUGACGGUGUCUGGCGAUGUAACCUUUGGACGUGGCGUGUCACUUAGAGGCACUGUCAUCAUUAUUGCCAAUCACGGUGAUCGCAUUGAUAUACCGGCCGGUGCCAUUCUCGAAAAUAAGAUCGUUUCCGGCAACAUGCGUAUUUUGGAUCAUUAGACACAUAGCUAGUCGCCGAUGCUGUUCAAAAACAACGCAAAGACUUCCUUAUGAGAAAAUAUCAGGAAUUAUUACGUAGAGUAGUCAAUUGCAUAUUUUUAUAAGUCAAAUUCAGGUAAAAAGAAAUAAACAAACUUGACUAGGUUAUCAAGUAAUAUGCAAAAAAAAAAAUAAUAAUAAAAAAUAAGCUGACAGCAAAUCAAUGUGCAAGCCACAAAUGCUCAUGUGCAUUCGUUAGUGCUCAUAUAGAAAAAAUUUAAAUUGUUUGAAACUGUUCUGUCAUGUAUGUUUAAUCGAAAAAAGUGCGAAAGAAAUUAUAUUCUUUUUAAGUGCAAUUAAGAAUUUAAAAUUCCCAAAGUUUAUUUUGUAAAUAUGUAGUAUACUUAAAAUCAUAUGUUUUAUAUAGUAGCGUUCGUUCGUUACACCCUGUACUUUUUUUAUCUAAACGCGUUUUCGCUUGCCAAAUUGUUAUUGUAUUUUUAGUCGUUUCCUUCACUGACAUUUAAUGGCGGUUUUCUUGGGUUACUUUGUAAGUUGAAAUGUACACUUUUUGUAAUUACUUAUUAAAGUGGCACACACACACAUCUACACGUAGGCUUAACAAGCAAAAUGCAAAAUAUACUUAUAUUAUAUAUUAUGUAUGCAUACCUAAAAACAGAUUGUUGUACAAUUGUUAGUAUAAAAUAAAAAGCAAAAUACAAAUAAAAUUAUA